Messenger RNA from Saprolegnia diclina VS20, 1851 nucleotides. RefSeq lists its product as hypothetical. Gene Ontology annotation, molecular function: RNA binding. Bases 10 to 1797 code for a protein of 595 amino acids. The record is from RefSeq and is a predicted model, not a curated record. Gene Ontology annotation, biological process: mRNA processing. NCBI's taxonomy places the organism in Eukaryota, Oomycota, Saprolegniomycetes, Saprolegniales, Saprolegniaceae. Gene Ontology annotation, cellular component: nucleus. The transcript has 2 exons.
GGACGGUCGAUGGAACCGCGGAAACGGGAGGACAAGCGCUUCCAUGGCGCGUUCACGGGCGGCUUCUCCGCGGGCUACUACAACACGGUUGGCAGCAAGGAAGGCUGGGCGCCCAAGGCGUUCCAGUCGUCGCGGGAUGGCGGCGCCGCGCCGACGCAGCGCAUUGAAGAUUUCCUCGACGACGAAGACGACCAGCUCCUCGGUCGGCGCCUCGAGCUCGCGUCCAAGUACGACCCGAACAAUGCCACGCAGGACGCGACGAGCAAGCACAUGCAGCAGGCCCAAGCCCAUGGCGCGUCGAUUCCCGGCUUCAUGCCCGACGACUUUAUCCAGCCCUCGCGCGACUCGGUGGGCACGAAGCUUCUCUCAAGCAUGGGCUGGAAGCAAGGCCAGGGCGUCGGCCCCAAGAUCCGCAAGAGCAAGCUGAGCCGCUUCGACGACGGUGGCCAUGGCGAUGACGUUGUCUACGUUGCGCCCAAGCACAACGUGGACGUUACGGCCUUCCCGACGCCCAAGCUCGACAACUAUGGCGUCGGGUACGACCCGUACAUUGACGCGCCCGAGUUUGCGUUCCUCAAGCGGCGCCAAGACGCGGCGAAAGCAGCAUCCGGCGUGCGCCAGAUCAUGACGUUCGCCGACGCGAUGAAGCCAUCAGUCGGGCGCAGCAACAUGGGCCAUGGACUCAGUGCGCUCGAAGAGAACGACGACUACGACGUGUACGCGGUCGAGACCCAAGACAACUUUGACCGCGAGCUCCACGACGGCGCGUCACGGAAGCGCCUUCGCGCCCCGACGCCCGCCGAUGCCAAGACACGCGCAUUUCAAGUGUGCAGCGACGGCCGACCGCUGCUCAAAGGCUACGUGCUUCGUCGCGUGACGCCCAAGCCGUCCAAGGCCCUUCUCGCCCCGCUGAACGUGCCACCGACGUACGAGCCAGGUCGGCUGUUCCGUCCGCGGCCAGCGCCGCCGAGCUUGUACAACGACCACGCGUUCACGCUGCCGAAACGCGGCACGUCGACGACGCUCACGGCGACGCAGCGCGGUGCGCUCCUUGGCGAGCCGGUCGCCAAACCGUUGACAGCGCCCGCCUUGGGCGAGCAAGUGCGGGCGGGGAUGCUGGCCGCCAUGUCGAGUCGGUUUCAAUCCGCGUCGUCGGCGAGUGAGCUGGCGGCGCCAAAAGCCGACGAGCGCAAGCCGCUCGAGCGGGCGACGCUGCCGUGGAAACCGGACCGGCUCCUCUGCAAGCGCUUCCGCGUCCAGCGACCCGAUGAGUUUGUUGAUGGAACCAAAGCCAGCGCGCUUGUGGACGAGAGCCAAGCACGGUUCGACCGCGAGAUCGUGUCGCACCUCAAGGACGCCGACGGAUUCAAGGCGCCGCCAAAAGCCAGGACGGAGGAUGCGCUGUUGCCCGAGCUGCCGCCGGUCGUGCGACCGCCCGAAGACCUCUUCAAGUCGAUCUUUGAUGUCGACGAGCAAAGUCAAGGUGAGGAUGACGAGAGCAGCAGCAGUAGCGACGAAGAUGAAGCAACGGAAGCGAUGGCCGCGCCGACCAUGGCACAGAAGACGUUGUCCAAUGUUGUGCAGCAGCACUCGAGCGUCGUCGUUGCGCCAUCCGCCACACACGAUGCGUCGGACGACAGUAGCAGCAGCAGUGACGACGACGCGUCGACCACCCGCCGUCGGUCGCACAAGGCGGAGAAGAAGCGCAAGCACAAGGCCAAGAAGGAAAAGAAAGCUAAAAAGGAGAAAAAAGCCAAAUCGCACAAGAAAGACUCCAAGCGCCGCCGAAAAGAUUAGUUAAUCGUUUGCAAUGAUUUGAGUCGAAUGAAUGUAUCAACUGCGACCCGUUGA